Messenger RNA from Australozyma saopauloensis, 1812 nucleotides. RefSeq lists its product as uncharacterized. Bases 1 to 1812 code for a protein of 603 amino acids. Gene Ontology annotation, cellular component: cytosol. The record is from RefSeq and is a predicted model, not a curated record. NCBI's taxonomy places the organism in Eukaryota, Fungi, Ascomycota, Pichiomycetes, Serinales, Metschnikowiaceae. The transcript has a single exon. Gene Ontology annotation, molecular function: mRNA binding.
AUGACUUUCUCGCUGGAAGAAUACGGUUCUGUAGAACAAAAGCCGUAUACACUGCUCGCUCCGAUCAAUCCCACCAUUGUAUCUUCCACCGCUUCACAGCAACACCAACAUGAACAGGAAAUGCUCCUGCUGUUCGCGGUGCCCGAGCCUCCGAUCUCCACCAAGGAGCUGACAUACGCAUCGGAAAACGACCCCCACAAAAACCCGGACUCUCCUCCCUCAGAGUCGCCGCGCACGUUAUGGAUGGGCGACUUGGAUCCUUGGCUAGACCAAAGCGCCAUUGAGGAGCUCUGGUGGAAGAUCUUGAACAAGCGUGUCACCGUCAAGUUGAUCAAGCCAAAAUUGGCCAAACAGGAGGUCGAAUACAUGGGCCAAACCCACUCAGGCUACUGCUUUGUCGAAUUCGAUCUGUUUGAGGACGCCCAAGAAGCACUUGCGCUUAAUGGCCAACUUCUUCCAGAUAUUGCGAUUCCAUCGCAACUGAAUGGAAUGAACGACCCCAACAACCAAAAGAAAUACUUCCGUCUUAAUUGGGCAUCUGGUGCCACCUUGAGCGCACCAAUUGUGGACUCUCCCGAGUUCUCCUUGUUUGUUGGAGACUUGAGCGCCCUGACCACUGAGGCACACUUGCUUCUGUUUUUCCAAAAAGCCUUCCCUGACUCAGUUCGUACUGUUCGUGUCAUGACUGAUCCAAUUACCGGCAAAUCAAGAUGCUUUGGGUUCGUGCGAUUCACAGAUGAACUGGAGCGCCAAAGAGCACUAGUUGAAAUGAAUGGCGCUUGGUUCGGCGGACGCCCGUUACGUGUAGCCCUCGCGACAUCCAGAAAUAACGCUGCAAGAAGGAAUCAAGAAUUCAAACUGUUCCCUCCUCAAUUGGGAUACAUGGGAGGCCCCGUGGGACCUGUCAUGGGUGGUCCACCCCACUACGAUGCUUCGCUAGCUGGCCUGGUGAACUUUCCAGUCCCACCUCCAGCAGCAGAUCCAAUGAUGGGUCCUGCAAUGGGAGGCCCACCACAAGAUUUUAUGUACAUACCACAAGGCCCUCCUGGGUCAAUGCCAUAUGCGGUCAACAUGAAUACACAGUUUUCCGACCCAACAAACACCACUGUGUUUGUGGGAGGAUUGCUGCAUGAAGUGAGCGAGCACACGUUGUUCACACUAUUCAAGCAUUUCGGUCAAAUUCUUCAGAUUAAAAUCCCUGCUGGAAAGAACUGUGGUUUUAUCAAGUUCAACACCAGAGAGGACGCAGAGGAGGCUAUACUGGCGAUGGAAGGAUAUGUAAUCGGUGGACACCGAGUGAGGCUUGGAUGGGGCCGUGUCUCAGCUAACAACAAACGAUUCUAUCAGCGGCGCCAGCACCAGAUGCAUGUACAAAUGCAAGCUGCCGCCGCUAUGUCUAUUGGCAUGGACCCUGCGUCAGCAUACGCUGCAGUGGCGGCAGGGUUCCCAUCGCCACCGCAAAGUUCGCCUGGGUAUCCACAUAUGCCAAUGCAAUUGCCGCCCCAAGUUCAUGGUAUGAUGCCAUAUAGUGGUGGAGGCAACAGGGGAAUGGACAUGUAUAUUCCAGGAGAGGAAGAUGUCAGUGGAGAUUACAACGGCCAUGAAUACGCCCAGGAACAGUUUAUGUACAACCCGGGCGCGGAAGAUCCUUUGAUAUCCGGUUUGAGUAAUCUCUCGAUUGGCGCACAGCAAGGAGAACCGGCAGAAGAGAAAGAGACAAGAUCGACAGACGACUCGCCUUCAGAAUCUGCAACGGACAGUGCAUCAAAAGACGACGGAACUCCAAAGGACAAGAAAAACGAGAAGGAGUAG